AGCCCCUUUUCUAGCACGAUGGCGCUCUUCCCACGAGGAUGGCUGGGCCUCCUCGUCGUGCUCAGCAUGGGUGUCGCGUGCAUGGCCCAGGACGAGCCCUCCGGGACGCCGUCAGCCGCACCGUCGUCGUCGCCCGUCGCGCCGACGACGGUGCCCGUAGUAUCACCGUCACCAAAGCCGACUGUGGCACCGACCCUCGCGCCGAUCACCGUCGCGCCCACUCAAGCACCGACGCUGGCGCCGACGCCGGUGACACCCAAGCCCGUAGUGACAUUGGCGCCGGAACCGUCGACUGCCGCACCGGCGCCGUCGACCGCAGCGCCCAGCAUCACAACGCCGACCAAGAUCUCUGUCGUGCCCAUCACGAUUCCGCCGAUCAAGACCGUGAGCUCUGCAUCGAGUGCGGCGAGUGAGACGCCGACAACGACCGCCGAGCCCGUCGCGUCGCUAACGAGUUCGACGACCGGCUCUAGCAACACGACCGAGCCGUCGACCAAGAAAAAGGCGUCUGGCUCCGGCUCCGGCGCCAGCACGAGCUCUGAGGGAUUCUUCUCGUCGGGCAACUGGCAAAUGUGGGCGGCCGUCAUCGGCGGACUCGCCGUCGUCGGUGGCAUCGUCGCCGCCGUCGUCAUGAAAGCCAACAGCGGUGGCGACGACGACUACCCCGACCUCGACUCGCCGCCGCCAGCCGCGCCGACGGGCAAACCCGUCUCGCCCGUGCGACCGUUCAAUGCGGCGCCGCCGACCAAGUUUGAGCCCAUGUCCAACCACAACAACAGUAUGUUCGGCAAGCCGCUGCCGCCACCGCAGCAAGCGAGCUUCUACGCCGAGGCACCGCCCACCGACAUUGCACGCAAAGCCAACGCCAUGGGCGGCAACGUUACGUUCACGUACAACGAGCCGCGCGUGAGCACGCUUCCGAUCCUGGAGCGCCGCAACUCGAUGAACCUCACACGCUUCUCGGACGGCUCGGAUGUCAUGCAGAUCGGCGGCAAGUCGCACCGAAGCUCAAGCGCGUCAAGCGCCGGCUGGGUCGACGAGCCGCCGCGCAUGGACGACCGGGAGAGUGAAAACUUUCUGGCGACGUCCGGGGACUCGCGCGUGUCGUAUGCAAGCACAACCUUUGACAUUGACCGCGCCGACUCGGAGGCCAGCAUCGUGCGCUACUCGUCCCAGUACUCGGAGUACUCGAUCGACGACCGCGGCACCGAGGCGGGCGGGGACCGCGACUCGUACGAGCUCUAAGGACGACAUCGAAUUCGCAGAGAAGAAGACAAGGUGUCCAUAGUAUUUAAAAAGCAAGGAAACCGAGCGUAGGUUGUUGAUGAUGAUUAUAAUGAAUGUAGUGGUGUUGCC
Messenger RNA from Saprolegnia parasitica CBS 223.65, 1356 nucleotides. RefSeq lists its product as hypothetical. The coding region runs from base 19 to 1245 and encodes 408 amino acids. The record is from RefSeq and is a predicted model, not a curated record. NCBI's taxonomy places the organism in Eukaryota, Oomycota, Saprolegniomycetes, Saprolegniales, Saprolegniaceae. The transcript is spliced from 3 exons.